Messenger RNA from Ostrinia furnacalis (Asian corn borer), 919 nucleotides. RefSeq lists its product as uncharacterized. Bases 152 to 898 code for a protein of 248 amino acids. The transcript is spliced from 6 exons. The record is from RefSeq and is a predicted model, not a curated record. Lineage: Eukaryota; Metazoa; Arthropoda; Insecta; Lepidoptera; Crambidae.
CGUCAAAAUUUGAAAUCUGCCAAAACUGUUUACUCCAUGAAUCAAAUCAGCAGAGUUACUAAUUAUGCCCAAAAUUAGGCCGCACAAUCCCAAAAUUAGCAGUAGUAAUGUUGAAUUUGAAACAUAAAGAAGAAAACAAGUAAAAAAAACAAUGGAUCAUUACCUGACAACUUACAGGAAGGACUACUUGUGGCCCAACUUGCCGGGGGCAGGGGGCGGCGGCGGAGGCCUGGCUGAAGUCCCAAAGCUCUCAGGGCAGGAGCUCGCCUUCUACCAGGCAUGCAUGCAUCACACCAGGCCCCCGGAUUGCCGGUGCCCCCAGUAUUCUGGGGGGGAGAUGCCGCAGCUUCCCCCGGGAAAAGACGGAGGAUGGAGCCGGAAUGAGAUUAUGGGCCCUCUACUGGACCCUAAAUUGUACCCUGUAAGAGUGGCAGCCAGUCCUGAAACACCCACAUCCCGAUAUGACCAACCCAAUGCAUUCUUGGAUAAGCUUCAAUCAAAAUACCCGAUGCUGUACAGCAUCCUACAAAACGAGGCCUCUCCAGAACUCAAGCAGCGCAUUGAUAGAGACCGCAACAAGACUACUUACCAAGUGGACUACUGCGAAAGUGGUCCCGGAGCUAAGUUCGAGGGUCUCCAAAGGGCCGCGGAUGAGAGUGGGACGGGCCCGUGCGCGCAGCCGAUGCGUCUGCCUGGAGACCCGUGCCGCGUGGGGCCGAAGCCCCGCAAGUCUGCUCCGAGGACCAUGUCCAAGCAAGCCGGCGGCGGCGGCGCCAGCGACCCGAGGGCCAAAUGCGAAACAACGUCAGCAGUGCCGCCUCUCGGCAAGACGGAGUACCAGGACGGCGUGUCGAAACUCGGCGCCAUCAUCAUGCGAGACAAGCUGCACAGGAAGUAGGAACCAAACUUGUGGACGAUC